GCCGCCAGCCCGGCCCAUUGGAGCCCAGACGAGCAGAGCCGAGCCGUGCCGGGCCGUACCGGGCGGCGGGGGAAGGAGGGGGGGGGGGCUCCGCGCCUUCCCGCUUGGCACGGCACGGCACGGGAGCGCGGCGAGCGGCUGGCACGGGCUAAAGUUAUCCCGGAAUAAGGGCCGCACGCAUGUGCUGUCACCCCGGAUGUGAACAUGCCGGCACGGCUCCCCGCUAGCUCGCUCCGCCCGGCUCUAGCGGAUGGGCCGAGCCGUGCCGAGCCGAGCCGAGCCGUGCCAAGCCGUGCCAGGGGCGCCGGCGGCCGCGCCUAGCCCGUGAGGGGCCGGGGGGCGGAGUGGGGGGCCGGGGGGGGACACAGAGCCCCCGGGCGGCCGUGAGGGACGGGGCGCGAGAGGCUCCUGCGGCCGGGGGGCCGGCCCCGGCCCCCCCCGGAGCCCCUCGGCCCGCGGGCCCGGGGGUCUGGGUCCCGGGGGGGCCAGGCCCGGAGCCCCCGGGCCCCGCUCGCCCCCGCCGCCCGCGGGCCGCGGGAGGGAUGGAUUUUCGGGGGAAGAAGUACGAGCGGGGCAGCAACUGGUCGGACCCCGAGGUGGUGGAGCUGCUGCAGCUGUGGGCCGACGAGUCGGUGCAGAUGGAGCUGGAGAGCUGCCUGAGGAACCAGCACGUCUUCAACCGCAUCGCCGAGGUGCUGCGGGAGAAGGGCAUCCACCGCACGGGCGACCAGUGCCGCGAGAAGAUCAAGAAGAUGAAGCUGGAGUACCGGCGGAUCAAGGACAACAGCAAGGCCCCGCGGGGCGGCCGGACCUGGAAGUUCUACGACGUGAUGGACCGCGUGCUCAACAGCCGCCCCGCGCUGGCCUACGGCCCGCUGAGCGGCAGCAUGAUGGCCCAGCAGGUGCUGCAGGGCACCAUGGUGGAGAGCUACCACCACCAGUUCGCCGCCUCCGCCCUGCCCUUUGGGCACGCGCAGCACCCCGAACUGAUGGAAAUCAAAUGUGAGGAGGUGAACUCUGAUGAGCACUGCUUGACCCCCGAGCCCCCACCAGCCAUGUCUUACCAGCAGGGCUCCCCCGAAGAACAUGAGAUGGAGAGAGCCUUCUUGGAGAGGGCCCAGAACGACUCUCCCAUCUCCAGGGUGGAGGUUCCCAUUGAAACCAGUGUUUCACCUUCAGGUUUCAGUGAGUCCAACAUGGCCAGCUCGUCACGGAUGCAGAACGUGGUUCCCCGGCCUGGCUUCUCCGCCUUGCAUCGCCUGAGAAAAAAGCGGAAAGGCCAGCGGGUGAAGGACCCUCUUGACGAUCUCCUGCUGAAGACCCUGACGUCUCAGCGGGCCAUGGAAGAGCGCUUCUUGCAGAUGGAGGAGCGCCGAUUUCAGCGAGACUUGGACGUGGAGGAGCGCCGGAUGCAGCUGGAGCAGCGGCGCUUCGAACUGGAGCGGGAGCACGAGUUCCGCAUGUUCAACGUUUUCGCCCAGAUGCUCAGCAUCCUGAAGCAGAGCCACAGCGGCUCCUCCUCUUCCGUCGCAAUGCCUCGGGGCUUGGACUUCAGCCAGGCGCUGUCCGAAAUCACCGGCCUCAGAGGAGGAGGAGGAGGCGACCUGCAAGAGCUGCGGGCUCGACCGCUGGCUGAGAGGAGGGUUGACAUGCACGGUUUCUGCCACCAGGGUGACUUCCAGAAGAGCCCCUACCUCUCCGCUCGGGGCAACAUCGCCAACAUUUUCCGGGGCUCCACUGAGGAAGGGUACAAAGCUUAUCACGCUGACAAGUACGAUGAAGACAAGAACCCCAAUGGUAUAAUUAAUUUUGGCACCAGUGAGAAUAAACUCUGCUUUGACCUGAUGUCUAAACGGCUAAAAGAACAGCUGACGCAGACUGAUAUGAACCUCAUGGAGCCUCCACUGCUUCAGUAUCCUGACUGGAAGGGACAUAUGUUUUUACGGGAGGAAGUGGCUCGAUUUUUGACCUAUUACUGCAAGGCCCCUGCACCUCUUAAGGCAGAAAAUGUGAUUGUUCUGAAUGGUUGUGGCUCUUUGUUUUCUGCGUUAGCUACAGUCCUUUGUGAUCCAGGAGAGGCUGUUCUGAUUGCUACUCCUUUUUAUGGUGGUAUCACCCAGAGCGUCUUUCUGUAUGGCAAUGUCAAGCUGGUGUACGCCUAUUUAGACAGUAAGAUUACUGGAACAAGCACUCGGCCUUUUCAGCUUACAGUGGAAAAACUGGAAAAAGCCUUGCAGGAUGCCCGUGCAGAGGGUAUCACUGUAAGGGCCUUAAUUCUACUGAAUCCCCAAAAUCCCCUUGGGGACAUCUAUUCCUUGUCAGAAUUACGGGAUUACCUGGAAUUUGCUAAAAGACAUGAAUUGCAUGUGAUAGUAGAUGAGAUCUACAUGCUGUCAGUUUUUGAUGAAUCAGCCACGUUUCACAGUGUCCUAGGCAUGGACAGAUUGCCUGAUCCACAGAGGACCCAUGUGAUGUGGGGAAUAAGCAAGGAUUUUGCUGUCUCUGGGAUUCGCUUUGGUACUUUGUACACAGAGAACCAAGAUGUCGCUAAUGCGGUGGCUUCUUUGUGCUACUUCCACGGGGUCUGUGGACCUGUCCAGCACAAGGUUGCACAGCUGCUUAGAGACAGAGACUGGAUCAACCAGGUGUACCUGAGGGCCAACCAUGCCCGCCUAAAAGCUGCCCAUACAUAUGUGACAGAUGAGCUGAAGACACUUGGGGUUCCUUUUCUCAACCGCAACGCAGGCUUCUUUGUCUGGAUUGAUUUCAGAAAGUACCUUAGGACGGGAACAUUUGAGGAGGAGAUGCUGCUCUGGAGGCGUUUUCUCGAUAACAAGGUCCUCCUGUCCUGCGGCAAAGCCUUUGAGUGCAGUGAACCUGGAUGGUUCCGCAUCAUUUUUGCUGACAAGACCCACCGACUACAGCUGGGUAUGCAGCGGAUCCGCAAGGUUUUGGAAGAGCGAGAGCAGGAGAUACUGGCUGAGGAAAAGGAGCAGCCUUGUCAGUCAGAUCAGGAUGGCAAAGCAGAUAGCACAGAUGAAGUAAUUUUUGUAUCCCGCCACCAGGAACCUACCUGUUCUGGUAGCUCCAACCUCGGUGACCUCAUUGGCCUCCUGCAGCAGCAGAUGCGUUCAUCUGACUGGCUACAGAAAAAUACAGCAGAGCAGUUUGCACAGGAAAAGCCAGAAAUCUACGAUGUGUUCAGUAAACUGGUGGGGAAACAGUAGGGGUCAGUGUGCCUUCAGGGGUGUUCCUGAGCACCGAGUGACUGGCCCUGGGCCCCUAACAGCUCAGCAUUGACUUCCAGCAAAUAAUAUAUUUUCUGUAUAGCAAGAAAAUCACUUUGUAAAACCCCUCCUCAACCCCCUGUUGGAGAUCUCUGGUUUGUAUUAUAUAGGUGCUUUCCUCGGAUUGGGGUGAGGGUAAGGAAUGAUGGGGGUCUUGUUUACCUGCUACCCCUCGUCCUGCUGCAUCACUGUAUUUUGUAUUUCAUUUCUAAUGAAUAUGCUCUUAACUCUC
Cygnus olor (mute swan) is the source of this 3519-nucleotide messenger RNA. It is a transcript of the gene ACCS, whose product is annotated as 1-aminocyclopropane-1-carboxylate synthase homolog (inactive). The record is from RefSeq and is a predicted model, not a curated record. Lineage: Eukaryota; Metazoa; Chordata; Aves; Anseriformes; Anatidae. The transcript is spliced from 16 exons. Gene Ontology annotation, biological process: amino acid metabolic process; biosynthetic process. The coding region runs from base 543 to 3227 and encodes 894 amino acids. Gene Ontology annotation, molecular function: pyridoxal phosphate binding; transaminase activity.